AAUAAAACAUCUUUUCAAGAUGAAGAUUGGACUUUGCGCCUACAGCGGGUUUAAAAUAUACCCCGGUCAUGGCAAAACAAUGGUAAAAGUUGAUGGAAAGACAUUUACGUUCCUUAACUCAAAAUGUGAAAGAGCACAUUUAAUGAAGAGGAAUCCACGUAAAGUAACAUGGACUGUUCUUUACAGACGUAAACAUAAAAAGGGUCAAGAGGAGGAGGCCACUAAAAAGAGGACAAGAAGGACUCAAAAAUUCCAAAGAGCUAUUGUAGGAGCCUCUUUAAAUGACAUUAUGGCUAAGAGAAACCAAAGGCCUGAAGUAAGAAAGGCACAGAGAGAGCAAGCUAUCCGUGCUGCAAAAGAACAAAAGAAGAGCACCAAGACCGCUAAAAAGGCCACAGCUCCAGCGAAGGCCAAGCCUGCUGGCAAACAAAAAGCCCAGAAAAAUUUACCAAAAGCUGCUCCCAGGGUAGGAGGAAAACGUUAAUGUUGUUGCGAC
Psylliodes chrysocephalus is the source of this 496-nucleotide messenger RNA. The record is from the annotation of a GenBank genome assembly. NCBI's taxonomy places the organism in Eukaryota, Metazoa, Arthropoda, Insecta, Coleoptera, Chrysomelidae.